AAGUGAAAGAAAGUAGAUCUGAGAAAAUAUGUAAAAAAAUACCAACUAUUUAAAUUCGCAGCUAUUUGCAUCCCUAUGUUCUUAAUAGUUUUUAGUGGUACUACAACAUACAAUAAAAUAAUUAAAUCAUUAGUUAUUCAAUUCUUUCAAACUUACCAAAAUGAAAUAAAAAACACUUUCCCAGAAAAACAUAACUGGUUGAAAUUCAAUGUUCUAUGUUUUGCAAAAAUUUAAUUACGCGUUAAAGGUCAAAAUCCAGUGUUGAACUUAAAAAUAAAGAAACCGGUUACAUUCUGCGUAUCAGUGUAAUACAUCACAAUCAACCCUAUCGUUACCAAACUGAUGACGAUGCUGCUGCUGAACAACGCGUAGUUGACUAAUGUCCAGUAGUGACGCUGGUGUUAUUGUAGUUUCUGCUGCUGCUUUGGUAUGCCAAAGCGCCGCUCUUCGGAAGCUAUAUAAAGAAGACUAAAAACGCUAUGAGUCCAAGUCUCUUUGAAUUUAAUGAGGCGAUUGUGUCUGAUGCUAACACAUGGCAUCAAUUAAAUAGUGAAGUUAGUUCUUGUCGUUCACACCAAAUCUUUACAAUAAACGGUAACAGCAUCACAAUUACAUAUUUGAUUACCAGAAACAAAAAAUACGCGCUGCAAAUAUGUUUUGCUUUUUAACCAACAAGUGAAAAAUAUUAAAAAAUAUAUGAAUUUAAAGAAAAAAAUAUGUAUAUAUGUUUACAUAACUACGUGUGCUUAUAGGUAUAUAUUUACGAACACACAAAAUUACAACACAGGAAAUUUUAAAAACAUAAAUGUGAUCAAGAACAAAACUUAAGAAAUAUAGAGAAUAAAGUUCACAGAGAUAUAAGAGUGGAAAUAACUAUACUAAUGCAGGGUAACGAAAGGUUUACGAAAAUUACGGCGAAUUUCUAUGAAAGGGAAUAAAGCUAAGUGAGGACGAGCGAUAUUUAAUUACAAAAAUUACUUAAUUAGUAAGAAAACUGCCGAGGACGAGGUGUGCUUCUGAAUUCCCAAAGAGAGUGGAACACAGUGUGGAGUGAAAAUUUCGCAUUUGUAACGGCUUAAAUAUUUGAAAAAGUUUUUUAAAGACUGUAAAAAAUGGAAAGAAAACGUUUGAAUCAUUUGGGUUUCGAUAUGCAUGUAUGUGCAGUUGUAGCGUUUCUGAUGAUACCUUUAGUGGCGGAAACUGCUCCUUUACAAGAGUAUAACGAAGUGCAGCAAUAUACUGAAGGUUGCUACUACAAUUAUAAUCAUUACAAUGAAGGUGAUAGAAUCAUGACGAAUGAACCUUGUUUGAAUUGUACAUGUCACAACAAAAUGCUUAUGUGUUAUUUGCGUGUUUGCCCGUUCACAAAACCAAUCGGACAUGAUUGCAUUGUUGAAAAACGUGAAGAUCAGUGCUGUCCAAUUAUUACUUGUCCCGAAGUUCCUGUUGAUGUCGCCCAUCAUCUAACAGAGACUGAUACACAACUACAUGUGCCAGAAAAAUAUGGUUGCAAUCUCAACGGAAAAUUUUAUCCUGAAGGCGCGCAAGUACCCUCAAAUCCCACUACGCCGUGUGAGCUCUGCUAUUGCAUUAAAAACCGCACAUCUUGUCUGAUGCAGGAGUGUACUCUGUACAUCGAGGGUUGCAUGCCUAUUUAUAACCGAGGGUCCUGUUGUCCCAUACGUUACAACUGCGAUCACGAAAAUGAUGUUCUUGAUUUGGAGGAUAAUUAUAGCACUACUAUUGUUACUACUGAACAAACCACUGAACGUCCAACACCUGGCUUUAUACUUACCACUACCGCCAUGUCCGCGACGAGCACUAAAUGUGUGCAAAAUCAUCAAUUUUAUGUUGACGGAUCUCGCGUACCUGGUGAAAAUCCUUGCCAAAAUUGCUAUUGCAUGCGGGGCGAUAUCAUUUGCGCAGUGCAGGAAUGCAAAAGCUCGUUACUUGCUACUAAUGGGAAAAUUUGCAUGGCCGCGCCUGCUAACGGGAGUGAAUGUUGCUCCAACAAUUAUGUGUGCGAAGACGACGUGACUACUUACCAAAAUUUCAACACAUCAACGUUGCCAUAUUCUAACUCGGAUGAGAAAGUCGGAGAUAUCUCCUCGAUUCCUAUCGAACAUCUUCAUAGUUCCAUAUCAGAAGAUGACAUACGGUUGCAAGCCCAUAUUGACAAACAUAAAAGCAACGGCAUACACAGAGACAAAUUCGGAAUAACCGAAUAUGAAAAUCUCGGACCCUUGACUGAAUUUUUAACUACAGAUAACCCCAUGCAAAGAACUACAUAUAGUGAUGAUAAAUAUUUCCCCUCGGAAGCUAUUGACAUGAGUGAUAAUGCAAUCCAGGCGAGCACUAAAACUAACGAAAAAGAAAAGUACCCACACAUACCUACAGAGCAAGCAGCAUUCAAAAAAAAUAUCUUUGUUAAAAAUGGAAAAGAAAAAGCUGAAAGUGAUAUUGAAGAAUUAAUUAAUGAAAGCACUGGUAAAAAAGACUACAUCACUAAUGAAAAAACCGACAUAUUUGCUACUGAAACGACAAAUGCUUACAGAAAAGAUGAAAUUGAUGAUAGCAGUAUGACAACCGAAAUAUCCACUACGAUGCAUUCAGUUAGCAACGGUCAUGAGAAAACGUCGAUUGACUUCGAUAAUAGCGCCAACCAUCUGACAUCGAUGACAGCGAAGCCAUACGAAUUGAGAACAAAUUCAUUAGUCAGUUCUAACCCGGAAAGUGCGGAUUAUAUCAAAUAUGGAGACAUCCAAGACCAUUUUACAAAAUCGCCCGAAUUCGAAGAAAAAUUAGAGAUAAAAAAUUUGCAAAGUGAUAAGACCGAAUUUGAGAGCCCUUAUUAUUUUAAACACGAAACUCAAACCAAAAGUUUAGAUAAUGACAAAAUCUUCGAUGACAUUGCUUUCACUGAUAGUGAAUUCGAGCCAUUCACAGAACCAGUUAAUAAUCGCAAGUCCUUGAAAGAAGAAGAAGAACUUUUUGUACGCACUAACUUUUCCUCGGAACGAAACAACGAUGUCCUUUCAACAAGAGCUAUCGAAACGCAUAGUAUAACACAUGAGCUUACAGAAUUAGACACCACUUCUCCCACAGUUUAUGAAAGACAACAUUUAAAUCACUACGACAAAAGUAUUAUGGACAAGGUGGUGACUGAUGAAGAAUCAGUUGCUUCUCCAGACAAUAUUACUGUUCGGCCAUCAAUUUUAGAUUUCACAACUGAUGCUUCAAGCAAGUCUCAAUAUUUAGUAAGUGAAAACCAAGUUACUGAUAUAUCAGAAGAAUUAUUUACGAAUGAAUCAGAUACAGAAGGUAAUGAAGACGAGCAAACAAACCCCCAUAUUACUAAGUCUACGGUAGGAGACCAACCAGGCUUUAUCGAUAUCAAACAAUAUAACGAGUUCACGGAAUAUACAUCCGAAGUUCCCUUCCUUACAGGUGUUGCUAAAUUUAUAACGGAGAACACGAUAUUUAAGACUGCAAUCCAACAAAUAAACAAUGGUUCUCUUGCAUCAACACUCGACGAACGUAUAUUACCAUUGUCAAACGAUGGAGAAAGUGUUUCCUCUAAAACGAAGAGCGUUGAAGUCGACACAAUAGCUGAAACUACUCCAAGAAGCGGAGACACGCCCCAAUAUUAUUCGCAUGAAGGAAACAUUGGAACCCCAACAAAAACGACCGAUUACGGGUUUCAAAAUGAGGACGAACGUUUUAGUGAAGCGUCGACAAAUGGCGAAAAAUUUUCGUCUGCCAGUCAAACAACAGAAGGUAUUAUAAGUGAAAAACAAGAUAAUUUUGUUGUAACAAAUUUUACGAAUGUAGGAGAACGAUCCACAGCAAAUAAAAAAAUCGUCGGAAUGCUGGUUCCUAAAUCAGAGCCUGAAACUGCUACUCAACUAUCAAAUACAGGUAUUGAGCAGAUCACAAAUCCAUCAAUUGGCGAUAACAAAAGUGACAUAGCAAAAGAACAUGUUCAAACAAUCUUGUACAAACCAAUGGAGUUAAACGAAAAAAUCUCGUCAUACUACAUGCAAUCCCAAGAUUUUACUGAAGAUUUAUCACAAGCAACAACUUUAGAAAACAUCGCAAAGAAUAUGAAUAGAAGUGAAAAGUUAGACGGAGAAUUUGCCUUAACGACGUCAAUGUCUGAUGAAAAAAUAACUGAACGUAUUGAAAGCACACGAAAAAUUACAACUCAUGGACGACCUACGAAAACUAUGGUAAUCGAAGAGCAGCCAAAAAAAAUUAUCCAAAAGCAUCCUGUCGCGGAGGCAGCGCCCUCGAAAUCAGUAACAACAGAAUAUCAAGGCACCGAUGUGCUCACAAAAGAUUGGAAUCCGGAGCAGAAAGACAAACAAACGGAAAACUUCGAGUAUGAAGAAUACGAAUCGACUGAAAAGCAUUUUGAAGAGGAUCAGAGCCGAAAAGUCGAGAAAGAAAGCGAAAAGGUAACAUUUAAGGCAGAAAGUGGAUUUUCCACUAUGCAACCACUUCAAGGUACUUCAAUACUUCAUAGCAGCGCUAAUAAUGGGGUUACUGAAAUUUCUGACUAUGAAUCUGUUGGAUACUCCGAUGAAUCGUUUAAUGCUUUAGAUGACGAAAAGUAUCUUACAACGACAGAAGAGUGGCCAAGUGAUACAUCCAAGAAAAGUGAUUUCGGAAUUUUUGAAGGAACCGUAAAAUUCAUUUCCACCAAACCAUCUCGAGUUUCUCAAGAAAAUCAAAAUAUGCGAAUCCGAUUUACAACAUCGGGUGGAGAAUUUGGUACAACAACAACCGGAGCAAUUGUUAAUAAUCAAAGUGACGAUCGUUUGACAAAUCAUAGUGUAAACUUCGAAAUAAACGAAAGCGACAUAGAUGAUGAAUCCAAAACAAUUCCAACAGAUAAGUCAAUGCUUGCGAAGAAGUCGUCAACUUUGCCCACUUUGCUUACUAAAAUGUUUGACGACAAUGAGAGCUCCAGCAGCGUGAUAGAAAACAAUGAUUAUAAAAUCGAGGAAACUACAAACGAGCCUUUAGAAUCUGCUGAGAAGCAGAUGUUUACUAAUGUCAUUAUGACUCCCUCCGAAAAUGCAACAAAUUUUAUUAACCAAUAUACUACAGCUAGCAUUCUGUUUCAAAAACCUGCUCAAAGUUACGAAAAAAUGGAAAAUGCGACUACUAAUGUGAAAACAAUUACCUCGCAUUUUGCUUUAGGAGAAAUAUCUGAUGUACAUUUGCCACCAGUAAUUCCUGGUGAAGGAAGCUGUCUUAUUGAUCAGAAAACCUACGAAAACAAUGCAGUUGUUCCAAUAUCUGAUAAGUGUGAAAUGUCGUGCAAAUGUGUUAACAGCGUUGUAACAUGUGAUCGUGUACAUUGCAGCAUGCCUAUAAAUGUGGACAGAUGUAUUAUAGAUGAGGACAAAAGUGACAAAUGUUGCCCAAAUUAUAUAUGUGAUACUACAACUUUUCCCCCUAAGAUGGAUUAUAUUACUGACUCAAUAGAGAAUUAUAAUAACUAUGUCAGUUUGACUGAACCCACAAGCAAUAAAGAGCCACUUGUUGCAGACGAAACGGACAAUAAUUUUACCAAUUUCGAAAGAGUAAGCACAGUUGUUGCUGACGAUAAUGUUUUUAUUGUGCAAACCACCAAGGAAUCCUCAACCCAAGAAAGUGGGCUUGCUGAAGAAAUUGAAGGAAUUACCAGAACAACUUUAACAAACUCCGAUGUCGAAAAUAAAUAUCUAUUUUCACGAAUAAGUACUCAUACCCCAAGUGAAGAAUAUGAAAAAAAUUCUUCUAUUUCGCAAAAUGAAAUUGAAUCGGGGCUUCUGGACGUCUUAUUAAAUCGAACCAACGCAACAACGGAAAUAUGGAGCUUUGUUCCAACGUCCGACCAACUUACAACUUUAGCGUCUGUAGAGGAUCCUACUUUUGACUUAUACAAAAAUGUGAAGGAAAUUGUUACUACGGAAAAUAUAACCGUUUUGAAGCCCAGCGGGCUGUCACUUUCAACAUUAGACACUAAUAUUACUAACGCGAAGAAACAAAAUAUUACUGAUUCCAGCGGUUAUUUUAUAAACUCGGACACUCAAGCCGAUACGAAUAUUUUUAAGACGGAAAGUCUGAGCACCAACGAUAAUAGAUUAGAAAACAGCGUUUCUGAUGAUAAUUUAACAAAUUCCAUAAAAGAAAAUCUAGGACUUACCGAAAAAGAUAAUGGUGACGAAGUAACAACCACAUUAAGGACAUUGGAAAAUCCCGAAUUAAUUACUUUGAGAACGAGAUUCAUCGAUAUUUCCCAAAAAGUUGUUGAGGUAAAUAGUCAUCCAGUGACGGAAAUUUUAGAGACAUCUUCUUUAAGCAGUGAGGACGGUAAAGAAGAAAUUUCUACUGUGAUUCCUACAAAUAUCUUCCUUCCAAUUAAUGAAAAAGAGUUGCAAAAAGCAAAACCCGCCGACAAAAGCUUAGUAGACAGCGAAGAGACAUCCUCAGAGCAAGAAGAUUUAUAUACUCAAAAGGAAUUUUUCACGUCUGCUCACAUUCCAUUCACUGAUGAAACUUUUGCCGCAUCAGAUGAAAAUGUAAUUCCACAAAAAAUGCUUUCUAUUCCUUCGACAAACGCGUGGAAUAAUAGCGGCGUUGCUGCAGUAAACACGGAAGAGAAACAUCAGCCUUCUUUGAAUGAAAUCAUAGAAAAUGACGUUGUUGAAGAUGGUGAUUUAGCCACUAGAACGACACAGAGCACGGUCAAAUUCCCCGCAUUGAAAGUCGUCUCUGAGCAAAUUAGUGAACCUUCUUCCACUUUAAGUUCCGUUUCGCAUGAACCAACGACUCACAACAAUUUUAAAAUAGGCGAGAUUACCACAUAUAAAUCAAAUGUGGCAGAAUUUAGUACGCCAGCAGAACUCUACAACAUGUUUGAAAGCGAAAAUAUGGUUACAGCACCGCCAGGGUAUACGAUGAAUGUGUUAAAGGAACAGCCUAACGGAACUUCAUUGUUUCAAAAUGAAUAUAUUCCUAAUUUAGAUCCUACGACUCAACUUAUUACGGAAUAUAUUGGGCAGUUUAAUAAUUUAUCUACUUCUGAAGAAAAUGAAAUGAAAGUCCUUUACAUGAAUAACGAAUUUACUACAGGAGCGACCUUUGAAAAAGAGCAAUAUCCUCUUACAGUAACCGUCGAGCCAAAUAUUAAAGUAAUUGACUUUGAAGAUAAUGAAAAAAACUUCGAUUUAAAUGAAAAGUUAAUUGGGCUUGCUACCGAGGGAAAAAUAAAUGUCAAAGAAAACAGUUCAUCUUUAUUUACGAUCAUUUCUAACUUUAAAAGUGGACCUGAUUACACUACUGAACACGAUACGCAAAUUACUGAAACCACUGAGAUGAACACCAAAUUGACAAAAAUAACAGAAAAUAUUGUGCAUGUUGAAAAUAAAGAGUCCUUCGUGGGAAGCCAAAACCAAAUUUCAGAAAGUCUGUACGACAUAUCUGCCGUAACAACAACGAAAAAUAACAUUUUAACUGAAAAUAUUAACAAAAACAUAAUAUCGAUUGAACCCGACGAGAGAACAGACCAAAGUGUAUAUUCUUCGACUAAAUAUCCGCUUCUUUCGUAUCACAUCGCAACUGAUAAGUUUUCAGAGAUAUCCGACCAAAAUACUAAUGCGGAUGAAGGACAAUCGCCACCCUCUACAGAACAUAUCAGUACAAAAUCUUCGUCAGAAAUUCAUACGACUACGAUGACAACCGUUACGCCUGUAAUCACCACAACACUUUUAACUACGCAACAUCCACAACAGCCUGCUACUUACGGACAACAACCUCAGUAUCCUUCAUACACAGAAGAUGAAUAUACUGACGAAGAUGAAACUGAAAUCUUUGGUCCAGGAACUUGUCGAUACGGUGGAAAACUAUACGUAUCCGCUCAGCAGAUACCUAGAGAUGAUCCGUGCGACUUUUGCUUCUGCUUCCGUAGUGAUAUUAUCUGCUUGCAACAAUCGUGUCCCCCUCCAAUUUCUGGCUGCCAUGAAGAACCCAUUUCUGGCUUCUGCUGUCCACGCUAUGAGUGCCCUGUAUCGAUGGCAACUGUACUUAAUGUUACUACGAGCACAACGACGACAAGCACUACCUUACCUCCACAUUUUUUGCAUCAUUCAUAUGGAAACACUGUCCAGCGCGUUGGCUGUCUCAUUAACGGUCGCUCGUAUCGAGUAGGUGACAAAAUUGAAUCAACAAGCGGUCCUUGUAUUAACUGCACAUGUGGUGGCGAUGGUAAAAUGAAAUGUGAUCCCCAAGCCUGUGUUCCAGAACCCACAAUGCAACAGGUAAUGGCUGUGGUAGCAGCCAGUCAUAAAAGAUGAACCCACAGUCAUGCGAAAUACAUUAAUUAAGCAUAACAAACUGAAUUAAGUAAUUGAACUUUGAUGGAUAGUCGAAACCGAUCUUUUUAACUCCUUUAAAAAUAUAAUCGCUCCAGUUAUCAAAAUUCUAUCGUGUUGGAGGUGUUGGAGGGAAAACGUAACUGUCGAGCAAACAAACGUACGUUCAAUAGAAACACACAUACCUAGGUGCCAAGUAACUCGGAUAUAAAUUUAAUAAUUUUAUUAGCAUUUUAUUUUAGUAAAUAUCACAUAGGAAAAAGAACUGGCAAUGUGGAAGCUUUUAUCACAAGCAAUGAACAAAAUCGAAAAGUGGAAAAUAGUAAUAAUAUACAAUAAAAUAAUUUCUGAAUUAGAUUAUAUCAAGCAACCAGUGAUAUUGUACCGUAAAAAUGCAUAGUAUAGUUGCAAUUAGUAAAUGCACACAAAAUCGCUAAGAAUUUUUCGAUUAUUUAGACUUUCCAAUUUCUUAAGUAUUGACCUCAUUUCUAAUAGUGACUCUUCCACGAAAGAAGUUAAAAAACAGAUUUUUGCCAACAAACUUGGUGAACUUUCAAUUUAUCAUGACAACCGUCACAAAGUCAACAUGUCGUUAAAUAUAAAGUUAAAUUAAUUUUUGUAUAAAUUUAUCGUAAUAUAUUAUCAUUGAAUUAUGCAAUUUUUGUAUAUACUCAUACGAUAUAUAUAAUAUACAAUUUUCAUUGCUCUCUUUCUUUUAUUUCUAGUUACAUUUAUUUGACCAACAUCUACUAAAACAUUUUCUAGCAGUGCUAAUACUAAGUGCAUAAACUAAAACUAACAGCAUAUUUAAACGUACGAACAAACGAACCCUGUUUAUAUAUCAAAACAAAUUCUAUACGAGAUACAAGUUUUUAAGAAUCGGUCAAUCGGUUAGUCAAAACUAAAUGCUUCCAUUUCACCUUAGCACUUUUUCUUUUAUGCUACCGACACAUUUCACAAUUAAACAUUAACUGUCACUUGCUUGUAGUAAAAUUUUACAAACAUUCAUUUUCUUUUUACAAGUUGCAAUGAAAUAUUUGGAACUUUUUUGAAAACCCUGGACUCCUCUCACUACGAUAUUGCGAUGUUUUAGUCAUCAACAAUAAUACUUUAGUAAUAAGUAUCGAAAUUCGUAGGCCAAGUACAUGAGAUAUUUCGUUCCGAUAGGACAAUUUAAGAAACAAGUUUAGAAAUUUUCCAAAGUAAGAUAUUUCUUUCAGUAUGGAGUCAAACACCUUAUUAAGGCCUACAAUUACCGGUAAUAUAGCACUGCUCAUUUACGCUGAGUAUACAAGGAGGAUUAUUAUUUCGUCAACGUAAAUUACCUUACCUAUCGAAAAAUUGUGUUCGCCCUUAACGGGAUUCACGACAUCGAGUAAAUUCACGUUAUAUAUAAUAAUUCCACACGCGAUAAUUUGGCAAUCAAGUCUAAGACUACACUUUAGCCGACACGUUUAUACACCUAUUAAAUCUUAAUACUUCAAGCUAAUCAUAAAAAUGCACAUAUUAUUCACUAAACGUCUUUUCUAUAAGGAUAGAAUAUAUACCCUUGACGUCGAAAGAUUCUCAUAGUGAAGGAGCCAAAGAAUAUAUGAAAUUUGUUUUAGCCUCAGAAAAUUUCCAUGUUGCAGGUAAUCUCGGCUUGAAUUUUAAACUGUAGACAAUCAGAGUUUAAACACAUGUUCCAACACUUUGAGAGACUGUCAAAAAGCUUUUCCACAAACCAAGACUCCUUACAAUGCGCAACGGUUCACUAAGCAAAGAAAAAAGAGAAAUUUCGAUACAACCCAUUUCCUUCCUUGUUACAUGCAAUGGACAGAUAUUAAUAAAAAUGGCAAACUGUAAAAUUUCUUUUCUUUUCAGGUAGCCAACCCCGCCCUAAAAGUUUGUUUUGUAAGUUUUGUUUAAAAAUUUCGCUCGUUAUCGUUAAGAAAUUUUACGUGAUAGUAAUUGAAGAUCAGGUAACUGUUCGAUCUAUAUACGUACUCACAUAACAAGAAUAUAAGAAAUAAUUUUACACAUGCAAAUUGCGCAAUCUUUCUAUCCUUAAUGGGCUAACCUUUAUAAUUCCAUUUUAAUUUACAAUCCGGUGCUAAUAUCCCAAUUGAGAGUCCUUAAAUAUCAAUUAGAAAAUAAAAAAUUUAUGACGCAAACUGUGGCUAAAUGACGAAAGCUUGCAAUACAAUCUCUCUAAACAAUACUUUCUUAUUGAAAUAAAAGAGGAGAGAAUGUGCAAUGUCAAGACUGAAUUACAAAAUAAUUUAGAAGGAAAUUGACAUCUACGCACAUUUUUAAUUACAUUAAAAAACGUCUUUUGGUUUUAAUAAUAGUGUUGUGACACAGCUAUUGGAACAAACGUCAGAAAUAUUUUUACUAAAUCCUGUAUAACCGCAUCAAGGGAUGGUUUUAAGUGCUGCAAAGUCGCAGAAGAGAAUUUUUUUUUUAAUUCACAUAGCACAUUUCUGCGGUCGAUGAAAAUAGUUGAUUGUUGUAACUGCACGAAAAAAAAUUUUUUCGUUUUUUACUCAAAAAUAUAACUCUACGCCAUACUAAACAAUAACAUAUCACUUAUGAUAAUUAUGACAAAAAACUUCAAAAUGGUAGUUUUUAAAAAUUGCGACCCUUAGCAGUGGCACUCGUGGUAUUGCGAUCUCUACCUAUACUAUUAUUGCUUCCAAAAUAUUUGCUUGGUAUUAUAUAAUACUGCUGUAAUAAUUCUUUUAAAAAAUUUGCACCUUUUUCACCAUUUGUAUCUAAGAAAAUUUUCUUUUCAACAAAUAUUCCAUUGUCAUUGGAUCACUUAUUGCGUAAAGGCCAUGCGAAACUUCCCCAUCUUUCUUUGCUCUACUUUUAGUUUUAGUUCUUUCUUCUAUUUCUUCUGCCUUUAAAUUUUUGAGAGACGAUCGCUUGCAAGAAGUUUUACGGCUAAGUGAAAAUACAACUGUAUAUGCAUUUCUAACAUAAAUUUGUAUAUGCUGAAGAGGGAUUAACGUAUUAAGAUACGAGCGCAUAAAUAGCGACCGCUAAUUAGAGAUUGCAUACAUUUCGUGAUAUACUCAAGCGUGUGUAAUGCAAUUUUGUUUUUCUUCCUCUUUCUCUGAGUGCUGGCAGUAACCAAUUUGAACAUUUCUUUUUAAGUUUUUGCAGUCUUUACUGCUAAAUAAUUAAACUUUUUUCCAGUGAUACUUACAUAUUUUAUUAUUCACUUCAAACAAUGUAUACCUAUUGUAUUAAAAUCCCGGAUUUUCCACUAGUUUUACUUGCAACUUUGCCUUCAAGCUGGGCACAGAGCUGAUCAAUUAUCAUAAUUUUUGGAAACUCGUGAAGCCAACAGAGAAGAAUUACUAAUAUUUAGCAGCUUAAUAUCGACUAAUGAAAAUUCGCACUGAAGAACCUCUAUUUACACAUGUUCGGUUUCUUUAAUAAAUACGCUUUAAUAUGUGUAACAUGUCAACGUGUCAUUUAUAAAAUAGGGCAAAGAGCUCAAGUUAACACUUUGCAAUGUUGAAAGUGUAUGAGAUCUUUCAAAAGAUUCCAUUAAGGUGCUGAGGUCGACCACGAUCUUCUCUGUAUUCUCAAACUUAUUUUCCUCGAAUGCGUGCACUCCUAUAUACCGGAUUCAUAUAUACGAAGGGAAUUAUAAUAAUAAUAAUAAUAAUAUUAAUAAUAGUAAUAAGAACAACAAUAAUAAUAAUACAUAACAUACUUUUUGAGUUGAAUGACAGUUUAAAGCAAUGUCAAACCGAAGCCUUUAAAUUACGCAACAUAACAGAACAUAACAACGGAAAGUUUCAUUUCUGCUAAAAGUUUCAAAUGUUUCAUUUUAAAUAGUAUUUAAAUAAUAAUUUAAACUAAAAGGUUGAUUUAUUCCGGCUGGAUAAAAAAAUUAAAUGGUAGCCAGGCUAGUUAAUUAGUGACUAUGUUUGGCACCCAUUCCUUCAACCGAAGGUUAUUACGAGCUCAUAUAGGUUUAGAGAAGGAGCUAUAGGAAGUUAUAGAACAGUAGCAGUAGUUGGAGAAGUUGAUAAAUUAAAUAUGGAUUACAGCCGGUUUACGCAUGAAUAAUUUAUAUUAACUUAAUUUCAUGUAGAAAGAAACUCCGUUGUAAUUAGCAAACGAUUCAAAAUAGAAAUGUGAUAAAUACAUGCAAUUAGUUUGACUGAUUUAUCGCAAAUUAUGAAAGUGUCUAUACCCGCUACUGAAGGAUAGGGCUAUACUUAAAUUUUGUUUUGAUUAAGCUAUGUCUGUCCGUCUGGGUGUCUGUACGGUGUUUGUUGUUGGCACUUUCCUGGUCGCAAAAAUUUAGAUAUCAAGUUUAAAUUUAGUAGAAACCUUUGAAGUUUUUACCUGCAGGCUGAUAUUGAAAAUGAAUCAAAUUGGUCUGCCCAGAAUCCUGCAAUGGAGCGCAAACUGAACGUUUUUCUUUGUAAUCAUUUGUGGGUUUUUCCUCGCUACUUCGAAAUUAGGGAAGUUAGAUGGGUGAAAUUUUCUACGUUUACUUUACGAAAUACUCUACUCUUUACGUUGGAAAAUGGAAAAAAUCAGCCACGGCCACACAAAGU
Molecule: messenger RNA, 12925 nt
Organism: Glossina fuscipes
Lineage: Eukaryota; Metazoa; Arthropoda; Insecta; Diptera; Glossinidae
Exons: 8
Coding region: 1113-8345 (2410 amino acids)
Molecular function (GO): protein binding
Source: RefSeq, a predicted model, not a curated record